AUGGAUAUGAAUGUUAGCUACAUGAUCUCAGCUCAGAUUUCCAUGAUAGCUCAGCAUGACUCCUCUCGGCUGGGUUUCCCUACCCUCACCACUUCUUUAUACAAAGCCCGAGGAGUCACUUCUUAUUCAUUAUCUUUUGAAAGCCUUAGCCCAACCAUAAAUUUGGCUUAUGUGAAGAAAAACUGUUGGAACCUUGAUGACCUCUCAGUCACUUUUCGGGGACCCCGAAAGACCAAGGGCAAGAGGUCUGAGGCUCUACCAUCUUCUACUCUCCCUACCCCAGCUCCUUCUACUUUUACUGCAGCUCCAUCUACUCUAGCUUCAUCUUUACUAGCUCCAGCUUUAGCUCCUUCGACUUCUACAACAGCUCUUUCUGCCCCAGCUACAUCCACUCCAUUAUCAGCUCCAGCUUCUACUCCAGUUUCUACAGGAUCUUCCUCUUUCAGCUCUGAUACUUUAUAUGCUAUGUUGCAGAGCCUGCACAAAGGCCAGAUCAUCAUCAUGCAGAGAUUACAGAGCUCAGGCCUGCAUCUUAUGAUUAGCAUGGAGGAGUUCCUUAGCCAGGUGGCUUGGCCAGGAGUCUAG
Messenger RNA from Glycine soja, 585 nucleotides. RefSeq lists its product as uncharacterized. Lineage: Eukaryota; Viridiplantae; Streptophyta; Magnoliopsida; Fabales; Fabaceae. The transcript has a single exon. The record is from RefSeq and is a predicted model, not a curated record. Bases 1 to 585 code for a protein of 194 amino acids.